UGUAACUAAAUCAUUCUCUCCUUCCUUCCUUCCUUGAUAAUAAUAAUAAUAAUAAUAAUAAUGGCUGUUGCAGCGGCUGCUACGAGCAAUCAACAUGUGUUUGUUCAUCUCUUUCCCGCGGCAUCAGUAUUAUUCACUCCAUCUGAUUCAAUUACAAACGCAGCAGCAGCAACAGCUAAUAAAUUCAUGGGAUCUCGCUUCUGCAUAUCAACAACAACAACAACAACAACAUCAAGAAGAAGAAAAUCGAUGAGACAGUCAAUUGUUGCUGCUGCUGCUGUUGCAACUAGCAGCCCUGCUGCUGCUGCUGAGGAAAUAAAAGAAAUUGUGCUUCCAAGUUGGGCUAAUUUUGAUCUUGGAAGAGCUCCUGUCUAUUGGAAGACCAUGAACGGCAAUCCUCCUUCUGCUGGUGAGAAAGUAAGGAUCUUUUACAAUCCAUCUGCAACAAAACUGACUCCUAAUGAAGAAUUUGGAAUUGCUUUCAAUGGAGGUUUUAAUCAACCCAUAAUGUGUGGUGGAGAGCCAAGGGCAAUGCUCAAGAAAGCAAGAGGAAAAGUUGAUACUCCUAUUUACUCUAUCCAGAUAUGCAUUCCCAAACAUGCUCAAAGCUUGAUCUUCUCUUUCACUAAUGGAGUUGAGUGGGAUGGUCCAUACAGACUUCAAUUUCAAGUUCCCAGAUCUUGGCAAAACAAACCUAUUGAAUUUUUCAACAAGGGACUAGCAGAAGAGUUGAGCAAAGAAGGUGCUUGUGACAGAGCUAUAUUUCCAGAUACAGACAUUGUUAUCAACAGAUGUGCAAUGAUAGGAAACCUGUCUGUUGAAGGGGGUGAUCGUUGCAAUCUCGAUUUUGUUGUGGGAUGUACCGACCCGAACUCUCAUCUCUAUGACCCGCUUGCUAAUGUUGACGAUGGUUCUUGUCCUAUUGAAUCUGAUUCAGAUGAUUAAUCAACUGUCUUGUCUGUUUUCUUUUUUAUGCAUUGGAGCCUGCCUGUACAUAUAUAUAUACAUACAAAUAUGACCAUAGUGCUUAUUAAAUGAACAUUCAUAUAAUAAACUUAUCUCCUA
Messenger RNA from Impatiens glandulifera, 1065 nucleotides. RefSeq names its product protein POST-ILLUMINATION CHLOROPHYLL FLUORESCENCE INCREASE, chloroplastic. Bases 61 to 945 code for a protein of 294 amino acids. Gene Ontology annotation, cellular component: thylakoid; chloroplast stroma. NCBI's taxonomy places the organism in Eukaryota, Viridiplantae, Streptophyta, Magnoliopsida, Ericales, Balsaminaceae. The transcript has 7 exons. Gene Ontology annotation, biological process: chlororespiration. The record is from RefSeq and is a predicted model, not a curated record.